CUUCAGCAGAGCUGUGAAUACAAACCAAUGCAGUACUCAGAUACCAUUGGUAUUCCAAAGACGGACUCGUCCAGAUGGAGAUUAAGAACCACUAAACUAGGUGCACAGAAAUGGGAAUACCUGCAAUCCGAGGAAGAGUCGAAGCAUGACCCCCAAGAUAACCUGACUAAAUAUCUGUUAGAUGACCCUGCGUUUGUUCCUCCUCAAAUCACUCCAAACCCAAGAACAGUUUUUGAAACAACAAAAAAUGCAGCAUUGUUUUUCCAGGGCGUCCAAGACAAAAGUUCAGGUACUUGGCCCGUUCUGUACAAGGGUCCAAUGUUCAUGGCCAUCGGUUAUGUUGCCUGCGCCUACUUCACAAAAAUGCCUAUUCCAGAUCAUGAAAAGAAGGAAAUCAUCAGAUAUCUUGUCAAUACCGCCCACCCAGUCGAUGGAGGUUGGGGAUUGCACGAGAUCGAUAAAUCUACCUGUUUCGGUACAACCAUCAACUAUGUCAUUCUUCGGAUCCUAGGUUUACCAAAGGAACAUCCCGUUUGCGUAAAAGCCCGCAACACAUUGCAUAAACUCGGUGGCGCCAUAGGGAACCCGCAUUGGGGUAAAGCAUGGUUGGCUGUAUUGAACUUGUACAAGUGGGAAGGAGUCAACCCUGCUCCAACUGAGUUAUUUGCUUUACCCUAUUGGACACCCAUCCAUCCGAUGAAAUGGUGGGUUCAUACAAGAGCAAUAUAUAUUCCACUUGGAUAUUUAUCAUCCGCAAAAAUACAAUGUGAAUUGGACCCUCUUUUGGAAGAAAUCAGAAGUGAAUUGUUCACUCAACCGUUCGAUAAAAUCAAAUUUGCGGAUAACAGAAACAAAGUGUGUGGCGUAGACUUAUACUACCCUCACACCGCACUUCUCAACAUAUUGAACAAUUGCAUGGUGGCAUAUGAAAAAUACCUAAGACCAAAAUGGUUGUUAGAUUAUUCCAAUAAAAAAGCAUACGACUUGAUUAUCAAAGAACUUGAGAAUACAGAGCAUUUAGGGAUUGCACCUGUCAGUGCAGCAUUUGAGACAAUUGUUCUAUACAUUGUUCAAGGCGCAAAAGGUGCUGAUUACUUGAGAAGCUUUAACAGAAUGAAAGAAACCUUGUUUUUGGGUAAGCAAGGAAUGACAGUCAUGGGCACAAAUGGUUCCCAAGUUUGGGACUGUGCAUUCUUUAUUCAGUACUACUUUGUUGCUGGUUUAGCAGACCUCCCCGAGUACCAUGAUGCGAUAGUGCGAUCCUUUGAGUUUUUGAUAAGAUCGCAAUUUGAUACUGAUUGUGCUAAGGGGUCAUUCAGAGAUAAAAGACUUGGAGCUUGGCCAUUUUCAACCAAAGAACAGGGCUACACUGUUUCCGAUUGCACUGCCGAGGCAAUAAAGGCUAUUUUGAUGGUGAUGAACUCGAAAAGUUUCAAAGAUGUGUAUAACCUUUACGACCUUUCGAAAUUGAAUGAUGCAAUUGAUGUUCUGCUGGGCUUACAGAACGUUGGAAAUUUUGAGUUUGGAUCAUUUUCCACCUAUGAAAAAAUCAAGGCUACACCAAUGCUAGAACUGAUAAAUCCUGCAGAAGUUUUUGGUAACAUUAUGGUUGAAUACCCAUAUGUGGAGUGUACUGACUCUUCCGUAUUAGGUCUUGCAUAUUUUCACAAGAAUUCAAACUACAGAUCUCAAGAGAUCAAAACAGCCAUCAAAAGAGCUACCGACUACAUCAUUCAUUGCCAGAGACCUGAUGGUUCUUGGUAUGGUUGUUGGGGUAUUUGUUUCACGUAUGCUGGGAUGUUUGCUCUUGAAGCAUUGGCCGAAAUUGAUCUGAACUACUCCAACAGUGACACUGUAAGGAAAGGAUGCGACUUUUUGGUUUCACGUCAGUUACCUGAUGGUGGUUGGGGUGAGUCAAUGAAAAGUUGCGAGACUCACACCUAUGUAUCAACACAAGAAUCAUUGAUUGUACAAACAGCAUGGGCUCUCAUAGGACUACUUCUGGCUGAUUAUCCAGAUAAGCCAGUUCUGAGAAGGGCUGUUGAUCUUCUUGUUGAGCGCCAACAGAGAACAGGCGAAUGGGAAUUUGAAUAUGUCGAAGGAGUUUUCAACCAUUCUUGUGCCAUUGAGUAUCCGAACUACAAGUUUCUCUUCCCCAUCAAAGCUUUGGGUCUGUUUGUUCAGAAAUAUGGUGACGAGAGUAUUUAAUCCUUACGCUGAAGCAUGUGAUAAUGAUGAUGGCAUGACUUGUAAAUUAUAUAGAAAAUAAGUGUACAUAAAAACGAAUAAAAAUGAUCAGAACUUUUACUUGGCUAUCUUGCUAACCCUUCUAAAUUUUUGUGUAUUUCCUAUCAAGUUUUCGACAUAAGAAGAGAAUAAUUCAUUGUCUUCCCUUAUAUCGCCCAUUCUUUCGUCCCAGACAGAAAGCAAAUUCAAAAGGUUCUUUUUGACAGCAACCAG
This is a messenger RNA of Pichia membranifaciens NRRL Y-2026, 2460 nucleotides long. RefSeq lists its product as hypothetical. NCBI's taxonomy places the organism in Eukaryota, Fungi, Ascomycota, Pichiomycetes, Pichiales, Pichiaceae. The record is from RefSeq and is a predicted model, not a curated record. The transcript has a single exon. Bases 28 to 2208 code for a protein of 726 amino acids. Gene Ontology annotation, biological process: triterpenoid biosynthetic process; ergosterol biosynthetic process. Gene Ontology annotation, cellular component: lipid droplet. Gene Ontology annotation, molecular function: lanosterol synthase activity.